AACACAAAAACAAAACAGACAGGACGCCAAUAAUGGGAAGGAUUUCAAGCUUCGCUUCUCUCUUUCUGAUCUUCGCAAUCUUGGCCGUCCAGGUGGCCAUUUCUUCUUCAUUGACCGUCGAUUUCGUCGGCGAACAGUUCGACUUUCUCCCUAUGAAAUCGGAGUGCCGUGGAUCGAUUGCAGAGUGCUCGAUGGACGAAGACGAGGGAUUCGAUAUGGAGUUCGCGAUGGACUCGGAGAGCAACCGGCGCAUUCUAGCGUGGAGGAGGUAUAUCAGCUACGGUGCGUUGAGGAGGAACACAGUGCCGUGCUCGCGACGAGGCGCCUCGUAUUACAACUGCCGACGUGGAGGUCAGGCCAAUCCCUACAGUCGCGGGUGCAGCCACAUUACUCGAUGCAGGGGUUGAAUUUCGUCUUUUUUUUUUUCGUCUUUUAUUAUUAUUAUUAUUUUUUCCUUCUAAUUGUAUGUUUAUUUUUUUAAAAUACUUUAAUUUUUAUGUGUGUUGUAUACGUAACUAAAAAGAGAGUACUUUGGAAUAAGAUUUAGACAGAUAUGGAUAGGAUGUUGCAAAUGGGUUAUGUAAUAUAAUUACAUCAAUUUAUUAUUAUCAUUAUCAUUAUUAA
Molecule: messenger RNA, 624 nt
Organism: Tripterygium wilfordii
Lineage: Eukaryota; Viridiplantae; Streptophyta; Magnoliopsida; Celastrales; Celastraceae
Product: protein RALF-like 33
Exons: 1
Coding region: 33-407 (124 amino acids)
Source: RefSeq, a predicted model, not a curated record